AUUAAAGGACUGGGGGAGGAAAAAGGGAAGCAGGACAUGUGAUACGUACUGCUGAUGAGCUGACUAAAUAUAAAGUCACAGUAACAGGAAAGUAAUCAACUAGCUAGCUACAGACAUCGCUGAUGUCAGGCGAAAAGUAUAUUUUGCCCUCUGACGUUUAAGUCUGUGCUUGCUCUGUGUUACUCAUAUGUGUUAUUCAUCAUUAAAUAAUGUUAUCCAUUAUUUGGUUUCGGCAAUAAACCCAGAAACGUAGAAGGGAAAGUAGUUACCAGUGCUGUUGUCUCUCAGAAGACCAGUACAGUUACCUAGGUGACUUGGUCUCUUCUGCUAUGCUAGUCUGUCUUGCAUUGCAGACUGGUAGUCCUGGAAAUGUUAUGGACUGUUCUUAAGCUUCAAAAAUGAACAGGAGCAGUUGAGCACAGAGAUCUGUACUGUAUUGCAGGUGCUCAGGUUAUUAGGGAGAGUGUUUUUUACCCUUUAAACUAUGGAAGUGGCAUUAAAUGAGUAGUCUGAAGGAGAAGGCAGUUUCUGAGUUUGAAGAAAUUGCCUUGUCCUCAAAACUGAACUUAACUGUUGCUGUUGAGAUGAAAUUAGUUACCAGCUGUGUGGAAUGGUCUGUGUUUUAUGUAAGUGUUUCUUUCUUUUGUUGAUUUCUUUGUCUUUUCCAGUUGGUUAAAUGCCUUGUCUUUGACAGCAUUUAAACACAGAUGCAGGUCCUAUCAGCUGCAUCUUAAGGUUAAUGUAGACUUUCUUCCAGGUCCAGCCUAUUCGGUAAUGACCUUUGAGUAUGCUUACUCAGUGUUGUAAGGUCCCUUUUAUUGCAUGUCAUGUAAAGGGUUGAUUUUUAUUCCUGCAAUGCCAGACGAAGAAACACUAGGCUGGUGUGAGGCUACUUGACUUGUGACAAAUGAACAAAAUUCUCAUAGUUUAGGGAGAGUUUCCUGCCUUUGCCCUCAGAACCUGCUUUGGUUAGAAGACAAAUCAGUCUAUUUUAUUGGCGGAUAGCGAAGGAUGAUGGCAGGCAAUAACCAGCUUUGCAUUCGACGUUGGACUACCAAGAACGUGGCCAAGUGGCUGAAGGAAGAGGGCUUCUGUGAAUACGUGGAUGUUUUGUGCAAUAGACACAGGCUAGAUGGAAUUACACUGCUGACGCUUACUGAGUAUGAUUUACGAUCCCCUCCCUUGGAAAUCAAAGUCCUGGGGGAUAUCAAAAGGCUAAUGUUGUCCAUACGCAAACUACAGAAGCAACAUAUUGAUGUCCUAGAAGAGCUGGGUUACAACAGCGAUAGUCACAUUGGCACAGCGUGCCCAAGUGUUGGUUCACUACAGGGUACAGAUUGGUUUUGUAAUGGUGAAGUACCUCGGGACUACGAUGGACCAAUUACUGACUUGAAUGGUGAUCAGUAUCAAUAUGCAAAUGGGAAGAACAAACACUCUACGCGGAGACUGGACCCAGAGUAUUGGAAGACAGUUUUAAGUUGUGUGUAUGUCUUCAUAGUGUUUGGCUUUACAUCAUUCGUUAUGGUUAUAGUACAUGAGCGAGUACCUGACAUGCAAACAUAUCCACCUCUACCAGACAUAUUUCUAGAUAGCGUCCCUAGGAUACCAUGGGCUUUUGCUAUGACUGAAGUAUGUGGCGUAAUUCUUUGCUACAUUUGGCUGUUGGUUCUUCUGCUUCACAAACACAGAUCUAUACUUCUGCGAAGGCUGUGCAGCCUCAUGGGGACAGUAUUCUUACUACGUUGCAUUACAAUGUUUGUUACCUCACUUUCUGUGCCAGGCCAGCACUUGCAGUGUACUGGAAAGUUGUAUGGCAAUGUUUGGGCAAAACUCCAGCGGGCAUUUGCAAUAUGGAGUGGCUUUGGAAUGACUCUGACUGGAGUACAUACGUGUGGAGAUUAUAUGUUCAGUGGCCACACUGUCGUCCUGACCAUGCUCAACUUCUUUGUCACAGAAUAUACACCAAGGAGCUGGAACUUCUUGCAUACCUUAUCCUGGGUCCUGAAUCUCUUCGGAAUCUUCUUCAUUUUGGCUGCACAUGAACAUUAUUCUAUAGAUGUCUUCAUUGCCUUUUACAUCACUACAAGACUCUUUUUGUAUUACCAUACGUUGGCUAAUACUAGAGCAUAUCAACAGAGUAGGAGAGCAAGGAUCUGGUUUCCGAUGUUUUCUUUUUUUGAAUGCAAUGUUAAUGGUACUGUUCCAAAUGAAUAUUGCUGGCCCUUCUCAAAACCUACUAUAUUGAAAAGACUGAUUGGCUGAAGAGUGUGUGGGGCAAUUCAGAUUUUUAUGAAGCAUUGUGACUAAGAUCCUACAAGGCUAGCUGGGAGAGGAUGUAAAGUAAUAUAUUUUUUUUUUUUUCACUCCAUGAUCUCCUCAUUGUCUUGUUUCUUAGAUUCUUAGCCAUAAAAUGAGGUUCCCAUACUUCACAGGGAUGUGUUUUGUUUUCUUGUGCUUUAAUAGAAAACAGUGCAGGAACCGGUAAAGGCUAUCAGUAAACCAUGAAUAUGAACCAGAAUACUGUUACCCUUGGUAAGGUUCUAUGUCAAUGUUUAAGUUACUUUAACCUCAAAUAUAUGCUUGUACUGGAUAUAAUAUACCCUUUACAGGUCCAAAUAAUCUCCGUUAUCUGACAUGCCAGCUUUUACACAUACUGACUAAAAAAUUAGAACUUUAUGAAGAUUUUCUUUUAAACCAGUCGUAAAUGUGAUUUUCAAACAAACAAACUCUGUGUAUACGUAAAGAUUGAGGAGUACUGUGUCAUAAUGAGGAAAGCAGUAUAGUUCCUUGCUAAAAGGGUCUCUUAACCGUUAAAUAACGAGUCUUAAAGUAUAAUUAACAGUAUAAAUGGUCUGCAUACAGGUUGCCAAAAAUGAAAGUCUGCCUUGUGGCUAUGCAGUGAUGAUGUUUUUUUAAUGAGAGCUUAUUUAGUCUAGUCUAUCAGUUGUCUAUAUGGUUGUUCUAGCACUUGGAAGUUUUCCCUUUUGUGUUUAAAUAAAUGAGUUUAAGUAAAUGCUACAUCCAAUGAAAGUGAAGUUAAUUUAGCUUUAGCGAGUUUAAAGCCACAAAAUAACUUUUCUUUGUGGUUCUAAUUGCUUUAUACCCAAACCUGUGCAUGCUUUUUAGGAGCAGCUCUUUAACACUGGAAAAACAGAACAGUUAUCUUCAUAUAUCUUACUGUCCCAUAAAUGGAUGGGGAAAAUGCAUGUAGUAACUCUUUCAGGAAAAGUAACAAUAGUGAGUAUUGGAAAUAGUGCUCAUGUUGAUGUAUGUUUUAGCACUCUGGUGUCAACAAUAUGGUGAAUCUCUGGAUAUAUAUAUAUACACAGUAUAUUUGUUUAUAUAUAUAAACACACACAGUGUGUGUUCUUCUAACAAGUAUGAAAAGAGAUUAGUUCUUAAGUUGCUCAUUUACUACACAGAAGAAGUACCAUAAGCAGUUGAGUUUUGGUUGUUUAAAAAACCCCACAAACCCACAACCCCCCUCUCCCCCCCCAACCAAACAUAACAAAUCACCCCCAAAAACCCCAGACCAACAUUCUGAGUCCUUAAUGCAUAAGCAAGGGUCACACAGUUGGUGAUCUCUUAUGCAGUGGUCUGUAAGGGGACAAUACUAAUGUUGGCUGUAGAGACUUGAAAUUAGAUUUAUGCUACAUGAAAACUGAUAGGUAAAAGGCGCAAAUCAUAAAAAAUGGUGUAGACCUUUUAGUUCGGUUACUGUAAUUUCAGAAUAGGUGGUAUGUGCAAAAGGGUGUGUAAGUCAGCCUUGGAAAGUUACACGGAGCAUUUCCAGCUUGGUACAAGCUGACUUAAUGGCCACAACAUACUUAGGUGUCCAUGGAAAAGAAUUCCUUUGGAAUUUUGCAAGACAGUUUUGUAUUUGGAGGCUUGUAACCUACUGUGGGCUGCUACUCGCUGUACUGUGUUCCUUUUAUAAACCUGGAUUGUACUAACUUGACUAUCUGCUGCUCUUUGUAGCAUAUUAUUUCUGUAACUUAAUUUAGCUCCUAUUCCACAGAGGAGCUGUGCUUCUAUAGAGUAUCUCUGCCAGCUGUAUUGAGCACACAUACUUUGUACUAUUCUGCAGACUUUUGUAUUCGUAACAUUCCAAUUCUUUAGCAAAAUUGCAAGUGUAAUCCUAUAUUGUUCAAUCUGCCAUAGCCUAAUGGCUCUUGCCAUCCAAAUUAGGGGAGUAUGCGUACACUUAAGAAAAAAAGGGGAUAAAUUUUUCUGAAAGAUUUAAAGACUUUUCAUUUGCUGUCCUUACCUUUCUGAUUUCAGAAAGGCAAUUUGAACAUUCCUGUUGAGACUUUAUAAUCAAAGAGCUCUAUUUGUUAAUUUAUAUUUGCCUUUGCAAUGCACAGCUAUGAACGCUAUUUUUUAAACUCUAGGAAAGCAUCUGUUCUUAGGAUAUGCAGGAUUGUAUUCUGAGUUAUAACAUAUGGAGAAGUAGGCAAUUAAACUUGCAAAGCUGUUGAUUCUGAAAAGAACCAUGUCGGUGCUAACUGGCAUAGCUGUAUCUAACCUGAGAAAUUAUCUUGCGACUUAGACAUGCAGAAGAAUUUUCAAGUAUAGCCCAGUGUAAAAAUGUUUACAUAAAGUAAAGCUAUCAUUUCAAUACUUUUUUUUUCUAAAUGAAGUUCAUAUAUUUUGAAACAUAAGGCUUCUCCUUUUGUUCUAAUUUAAUUUUUCAAAUUCUGUUAAGUAAAUACAUGUCUUAAAUGAGCAUUGCCUAUCAGUGUUUUUUAAAGGAAACUUCUUUUGAGCUGUUCCUCUUGAUACUAAAUAUCUGCGUCCAAGAUAAGUGAUAUACAGAGGCUGGUUUUGUGAGCACUGAAGUGGGUUAAAACAUUGUCAGGAUAAUUGUCCUCCUCUAUUUUGGAAGUUAAUUUUGUCUGUCUAUAAACACACAAGAGGAAGGCUUGAAAUUCAUAGAAAAAAUCUGAUUUCACAUGCAAAAGAGCACAGGUCAAUCUGUAGAGUUGGUAAUGUAAGCUUUAUUGUUAAUUAGAUGGAAGCAAGUGACAAGUAACUGACAGGCUUAAAAUUCUGUACCUCCUUUUUAAAAAGUCAGUGUUUUAAAAGUAUUUUGCUGCUUCUCUGCUGCUAACAAGCCUUUUUAAGUAAAGGCAGCAGGGCAUCGUUGGGCCUUGGAUUUAAUGCUAAAUAUGUUCAGGGUUGUCCUUCCCUUAUGUUCAUGCACCAGUCUUUUUGCUGUCCUUUAACUUGCUGCAUUAUUUUGUGCAAAGUCAUCUUGUGUGGUCUGUGGGAGUGCAUGCGUAGUCUGAAUUCAGGGUAAUGAAGUAUGGUAUUAUGUCAGCAAGUGCAAGUGUCUAACUACAUUAGUCUAGUACUACAAAGUGCACAAACUAAGCAAGUAGAAAAGUCUUAGCUGAAUAACUCUGGAUAUACAAAAGAAGGGGAGGGUCACUUUUCUGUAGCUUAGCAAAUCUGGUAAUAUUUGAGACUUGGCAAUAGUCUCCAGCUCUUCCUUAUUAUCAGUUUGCAGAUAAGUAUGCAAAUACCUGAAAAUGAUAGACAUGUAGUCAAUCCCCCCUCCUUUUUUUCUUUUUCUUUUUUUUUUUUCUUUGCACCUUAUGACACAGUUUCUUGGAAUAGCUUUCCUAGACUUUUUGCCUUUAGUUUUUCCUUUCUGGAAGAUCCCUUAAGCUUACACCUGCAUACAGAAAUUAGACUUUCAUAGAUGUGGGUUUUGGCAAAUUCUGAUUACACUGACAAAAGCUUAUGGAAGGAUCUUCAAGCAAGGUUCCUCCAACUGUUCGAGAAUAGUGAUAUAGAAAACUUCCAUAUAUGUUAACUAUCUUCAUGUCCUGUUGCAAACAAGAUAACACACAAGUGUUGGUACAGAAAUGUGCAUAGGCCUGAAGUAUUUAAAUGUCCAAGACUAGCAAAAAUUGGGUCAUGUAAGUAUACUGCUUGUGAUGAAGCAAAUGAUAAGCUUAAUUUUAAGCAAAUCACUAAAUACCCUGACUUCAGUGAGGGUUGCCAUUGAAGGUUGCCAUUUUCUUGGAUAAGGCCAAGUGCGUGCUGUGUGUGUGGUAUGCUGCUUCAUUAAUGGGAAUAAGUAAUGUCACUUUCUUUUUUAGUUUUUCCCUGAUAUUCCUGCCCCCCUCCCAUCUACUAAGAAAACAUUCCAGUAGCAUUUCAAAUAAAUUACUACUUAACUGAAUUCUGAGAGAACAGGUCUGUAAAAAAAAAAAAACCCAAAACAUAAAAAUAAAACCUUGAUAGGUAACUGCUAUUAGAAGCAAGAGUCAGUUAAAUGAUUUGGAAAAAAACAGUUAUUUUUUGAUGCAAGCAUGUUAAAUAAGGUUAUUUAGAAGUAUGGAAACCCUUCAACAAGGAUAAAAGCACAGGUUCCUAUAAUCUUCCUCUGUGUAUGGCUGUGUCUCGUAGUGCCAAAAAGAGUAUUGAAGGGAGAGGGGGAAGUGUUGAACUCGGACGUCAGUACAAGUCUCUUUUGCAAUCUCCUUGGGGUUUUUUAUGCAGCGCUUGCAUACUUCAGAGCUAUACUUGUUCAUUACUGUUUAGCUAGUUUUUCGAUGUACAAGAGUCCACUACGUUUCCAAACACCAAGACUAUUGGGGAGCUGAGUUUUAAUCAUUAAAUAUGCAUUUGAAGAAAUAGCAAGUGUCUGGGGGGGAGGGAAGUAGGUUUUGUGGACCUGGAGUAUAACAAAAGUAACCUGUAAUGACUAUGAUAGUUUUUCAUCCUGUCCAUGUACUUUCUACUGAAGAGUUAGGGAGAAUUUGUAGUAAUCUACAGAUGAUGUUGAGUUUUCUGGGGUUUUUUAAUAAUCUAGGAUACUUUUAUAAAAACUUGACCUGUAACUACAAAAACCAUCAUAGUCUUGUCAAGAUGGAAGUAUAUUUGGCAGAAGUCCUAGCAGUGAGUCAGCUUACCCUCUGAAUUAUUUUGUGCAUGUAGACUUUAUCAAUCAAGGGUUAAUUGGUAGGCCACUGGUGGUUCAUACAGAUUACUAUUGCUGAUGUAGCUUUGACAUUGUCACUAUUCUAAUAGAAACAGUAUUUUGGGGCGGGGGGGCGGGGGGAAGUCCUUUGGAGUGAACCUACUGAUGUCGUCUUCAUUAUAUGAAGAAAAACACCCCAAACCCCUUCACAACCUUUAAAACACUAUAGUAUUGUGAAUGCUGAACUUUCCAUAUAGCAGUUUCCUGCAUACUUACCACUUGUGUCUUAAGAAAUUUGCAGUGAGUAUUAUGUACAUAAUUCAGUGACAUGCACAUUUUUAAAGCCAGUUUGUAAUAGGUGUGUAAGAACUUAAGAUGGUAACUGUGGAGCACAAUAACCUGACCUGUUAGCCCAGUGACUGCAUAGUUAGAAAGACUAACUGUAACUUAGUUUUGCUCUUUCAACUCAGUUUUGUCAAAUAAGUUUGUCAAAUAAGAGAAAUACGUCAAAUGUGAGAAACCACAAACUGCAUUGUACAUGGUACUUAAUGUAAUAGGCAUGUAGAAACGUGAUUUUUCACACUGAACUGUUACUUCAAUUUGUUCCUACAGAGAAAAUAGUAUUACCUUAUGGCUAGAAGGUAUGCCAGUGAAGUUUAAAGUGAGUAUUGUAAAUAAGUAAAUAUUGUUUUGAUUCUAAACUCAGAUUGAAUUAAUAUAUUGUUUUAUAUCUUUGUUGUAUUAAAACAUAUUUAAAAGUACUAAAAUAAAAUAUUUGAAAGAUGACAAAUGUUUGAUGUACUUUAUAUGUAAAAUGAUGGCUCAUUAUCUCUGUUAGUGUUGUGACCAUAAAAGUAUACCUGAGUAAUCUAGGUUUUAGAGUUAUUUUUCCCCAAAGCUCUGUUUUACUGGUGUGAAAAUGCAUGCUGCAGAAUGCAUAUAUGAGCAUGCCUAAUGUUUUUGCCAGUUGUAAAUUGUUUUGGCAAAUCAUUUAAAUAUUUUUGUUAUUAAAAAGUUAAAAUUAUUCCAUCUUGUCAGAUCUCAGUUAAGUAUGACGAGAGCUUUCAAAGAUUCCCUUCAGCUGAAGUAACUAGUGUCUCUAGGUAUGGUGGUGAGUAGUGUUUACAGUAAAUCAGUCUAUAAAAACUGUUGGAAAAACUGCGAAGGGGUAAAGUUAACUUCUGAAAACUUACACACUCUUCUAAGGGGUUUGUAUGUUAGGUCUCUUGCUAUCAGUCACAGAUUUCAGUCAUCUGGUACGUGAAAGGAUGUACACUCGUUCCUACGGAGAAACUUAGUAUACCAGUUAUGCUGUGUGCCCUGGAGUUGUAUGUUCAUUUUGUAAAUGGCAAUUUUGAAAUAUAUUUUGUGACCUUAAUCUAGGUAAAAUAUCUUCCAAUUAGUGUGAGACAGGUAAACUUAAUGUACUGAACCAUUAGAAAGUUUGUAAUUUACCUCCCUCUGAAUUAUAAAAUCUUGAUCAAUGUAAUUUAGAGAAUGAAUCCUGAAUAUGAAGCCUUUCCUCAGUAUGAUUUUUUUUUUAAAUCAGUUGUUAAAGACAAGAUUCAAAAA
Molecule: messenger RNA, 8503 nt
Organism: Grus americana (Whooping crane)
Lineage: Eukaryota; Metazoa; Chordata; Aves; Gruiformes; Gruidae
Gene: SAMD8
Product: sterile alpha motif domain containing 8
Exons: 6
Coding region: 1012-2262 (416 amino acids)
Biological process (GO): ceramide biosynthetic process
Cellular component (GO): Golgi membrane; endoplasmic reticulum membrane
Molecular function (GO): protein binding; ceramide cholinephosphotransferase activity; sphingomyelin synthase activity
Source: RefSeq, a predicted model, not a curated record